Temnothorax curvispinosus is the source of this 4323-nucleotide messenger RNA. RefSeq names its product huntingtin-interacting protein 1 (gene Hip1). Lineage: Eukaryota; Metazoa; Arthropoda; Insecta; Hymenoptera; Formicidae. Gene Ontology annotation, molecular function: phosphatidylinositol-3,4-bisphosphate binding; clathrin-cargo adaptor activity; phosphatidylinositol-3,5-bisphosphate binding. The transcript has 18 exons. Gene Ontology annotation, biological process: clathrin coat assembly; endocytosis; actin filament organization. The record is from RefSeq and is a predicted model, not a curated record. Gene Ontology annotation, cellular component: clathrin-coated vesicle; actin cortical patch. Bases 670 to 3552 code for a protein of 960 amino acids.
GUUCGAUGGCGACGGCGUGGGCGUUCGCCGUUCGUUCAGCGCUCUAUGUAUCCCGCGCGCGGCUUUCCGGUGUUGCGUGUCCGUGUGGUUGUUUGUUAUCAUUAUCAAUUCUCUCUCCACACACGGUCAGUUAUUCGUCGUUCCUCCGGCGCUCGACGGGAGGAAAGAAGAAGAAGAAGACCAAAAAAAUCAAAUCCGGACUCGGAGAGGGAACGGCCGGCGCCGGAGUCAUCGCCACGUUCUCGCGGAUCCGCUCCGAUCCGCUCGCAUGAGCGGUGGCGUCGACACCCACGGGUGGAGCGGAGUCACACGCGGAAUGACGCGUCCGCGGCUGUCACGCUCGUGAGAGGACGCAGGCCCGGGGCCCCUCGACGUGUCGUCGCGCGAGCCAUGUCCCCGCUGUCCCGCCGAGGGGAUCGCGUGCUGCAGCUGAGAAGAAGGCCGACCUGAGGACCGUGUGGAAGUCGCGCCCGUAUCACGGGGGUUUCAGCGGAUAAUAUACGUCGCGGCGGCGAGAGUCACGGGUCCACGUUCGGGUCGGGAAUGACACGAGGCGACCUGUGAAUUGAUGAGCGAUAUCCGUUUUGCGUACGAUAUUUUGACGUGUCGUUUUUGCCCGCCUUCGUACCUCUUUCCUUCUCUCCUCGGUGAAUUUAUUAUGGUAUCAUCAUGACCACAAUACCGCUGACUGAUAAACAGCUUCAUCAACUGAGUAUUAGCAUCGGGAAGUCUGUAAACGCGACGGAAACGCCGGUCAAGGUGAAACAUGUCCGAAGUGCCAUCAUCGGUACGUAUCGUGAGAAGAGCGGCUGCAUCUUCUGGACGUAUAUGCUGAGGCAGCCGUUGAUGGAAAAUCAGAUCGUCGCAUGGAAAUUUUGUCAUGUGCUGCACAAAGUAUUGCGCGAGGGACAUCCUCGGGUUAUCGUCGACUCCCAGCGGUAUCGCGGCAAGUUGGAGGACAUCGGAAAACUCUGGCAACAUCUCAGAGAGGGCUAUGGUCGUCUCAUACAGCUUUACGCAAGACUGCUAAUAACUAAAUUAGAUUACCAUAAGCGAAACCCGCGCUUACCUGGAAAUUUGCAUGUAACGCCGGAAGAGCUCGAAGCAAUUGGAGAAAAUGAUAUUAAUAUAUAUUUUCAGAUGUCUGUUGAAAUGUUCGAUUAUAUGGACGACAUUUUGAAUUUGCAACAUGCAGUUUUCGGUUCUCUGGAUUUAUCACGAUCCAAUUCGAUGACGCCGUGUGGCCAGUGUCGACUCGCGCCUUUAAUUCCAUGCAUUCAGGACGCCUCGCAGCUGUAUGAUUGCUGCGUGAAAAUCCUGUUUAAACUCCACGGUGCGCUCCCGGCGGACACAUUAACCGGACACCGCGAUAGAUUCACGAAGCAGUUCCAUGAGCUGAAGAGCUUUUACAAUACUAUCAAACAUAUGCAGUAUUUCAAACAUUUGAUAACAAUUCCGUCGUUACCUGAGAAGCCACCAAACUUUUUAAUACAAGCCGAGUUGAGAACGUACGUCACGCCGAUAGUGGUACUUCCGCCUGAACCAUCUAUAGAUUCCGAGACUGCCAUAGAAAACCUUAUUGAUACGUCUGAUACAGGAUCAUUAACGGGCGACCAGUUGGAUUCUGUGAAUACACGAAAUGGCUCAAUAUCACCCGAUGCUCUUGCAGAAAGAGACAGCCUUAUUGAUCAUUUGUAUCAAGAAAACGUUCGUCAGAGACAAGAAGUAAAUCAUUUGUUAAUGGACCAUCAACAGAUAGUUGCGGAUUUUAGAAAUCGCGUUCUAGAAUUGGAGUCGACUCUUUCUACUAAAAGUAAUGAAAUCGUAACGGAGAAGCAAACAUGUCAAAAGUUAAUGAAGGAAAACGCAGCUACGUUGACAAGAGUCCAAGAAAUAGAAGGAAAAAAUGAAGUCUUGGAAGAAAAGUUUAAGAAACUCAAGGAUGUUUACUCGAAGCUGAGAGAAGAACAUAUCAGUUUAAUCAGAAAGAAAGCUGAACUGGACAAGGAAUUGGGAGGAAUAAAGAUAUUACGAGAGCAAUCUGAACGUCGAACGUUAAAAGCGGAAGAACGAUUGCAAGAAUUACUGCAAGGACAAACGUCGACAGAACAAGAAACGCAGAAAGUAGCGCAAGCACGCGAAGACUUGGAGGAUGUAAGAAAGAAACUCGACGCUGUCCAAACUGAAAAUCUGGCAUUAAUAGCAAAGAUAGAUUUUAUAACGUCCGAGAAAACAGCUUUGGAGGGAGAUCUCCAUGACUUGCUGGUGCAAAAGGAAGAGCUGGAUUUACGGUUAGUAAAUUUGGAAGCUGAUGCCGAACGAUCCCAUAAUCAAGUAAAAACGGACGCUAACACGGCUCUGUUUGACUUAUUAUUGAACGCUAUAUCAGAGGCGGAAUCUAUCUUGCAUCACGCGAUGCAUACGAUCGAUAACCCGGCUAUAUCGGCGCUAACUUGCACGCCCGAUUAUCUUGGAAGUUUAUUGGAACCGACCGAAAAGUCGUUUAAUGACUUGGAAGAGGCGUACAACAAUUAUGUGAUCGAUACAACGAAGGGGAAAGCGCUAAUUCGUACUGCUAUACAUGGCGCGUACUGUCUGGCUCUCUAUCUGAUAUAUGCAAAAUCCACUUCGAAUACAUCUACGGAUAUUGGUAUAGCCGACAGAUUUGCCGAUGAAUGCAAACAAUUAGGUUCGCAAGGUUUAAUUAUGUUGAGUUAUAUCAAAGAGAAGUCCUCAAUGACCGGUGUGCAAAUUGCAAAUGUCAAAAGUCAAUUACAAAAGAUUUCGUCUCUUAUAAGUACGUUAUUGACUACUCAGAACAACGUGGAAAUUAUCGGGACUUUAGUAGAAAGCGAGUUGCAGAGUAUGGAUAAAGCUAUAGAAGAAACGGUUGCAAAAAUACAGGAUAUGUUGGAUAAAUCUCGCGCGGCGGACUCGGGUUUGAAACUCAAGGUGAACGAACAGAUCUUGGAUUCCUGCACGGACCUAAUGAAGUGCAUAAGGAAAUUAGUGCAGAAGUCUCGCUUGCUACAGAGAGAAAUUGUGGACCAAGGAAAGGGAACCGUUUCCGCUACUGAGUUUUACAAACGUAAUCAUCAGUGGUCCGAGGGUCUUAUCUCGGCGGCAAAAGCGAUUGCUAUGGGCGCAAAUUUUUUGUUAGAAGCAGCGGACAAAGUUGUGUUAGGCAACGGCAAAUUCGAGCAAUUGGUUGUUGCCUCACAAGGAAUUGCAGCGUCUACCGCACAAUUGGUCGUCGCUAGUAGAGUCAAGGCUGACAGAAACAGUACCAAUUUGACUGAACUCUCUAAAACUUCGAGAGAAGUGACUCAAGCUACGGCGAACGUUGUGGCGACUGCUAAAAGUUGCAAUCAUCUUGUCGAGGAAAACGAAGAUCUAGACAUGUCGAAUCUGAGUUUACAUCAGGCUAAAAAGCUCGAAAUGGAGGCGCAAGUUCGAAUCCUAGAACUGGAGCAGGCUCUAGAAACCAAGAGAUUACAUCUGGCCGCUCUUCGACGUCAUCACUAUCAGCUUGAUGGUGAGAACGAGGCGUAAGCCGAAUGUGGAUUCGUGCUUGCAAUUAAAAGAAUAUUCAACAAACGCAAACAUUGUAUGUAGAUAAAGAAUCAUAUAGCAAUUGUGUAAAUUAGUUUCGAAUCAACUAACCAUCAUAGAGAUCAGUUUUUCAUGAUUAGAAACGAAACUUAUAUUUCGUUUGUUGUCAGCAUUUAAGUAUUAUGCAUGUCUCGAAGAUCAACGAUAUUUUUCCGUCGUAUUAUAGAAGUCGAUUAAAUGUACUUUAUCGAAUAACACUCGAAUACAUUUUUAUCGUUUAUACUGUUUAUAGGAUGAAUGAUUUAUAUGAUCGUUACGAUCGUUUUUUUUUUUUUUUAAUCUACUUCCAGAAUCUUUUUUACAUUGUCUAUUAUUAGACAACGAACGUUUAUAAGAUAAAGUACAUUUAAAAUUUAAUGAGCAAUGAAAUUCAAAAUAUCUAACGCGAGUUUCUAUUACAUUUGGAGUAAUUUUAUAAGAGAGUCGUGUUUUUUCCUAAACAAAAAAUAUAUAUAUGAAGAGGAUUAAAGUUUACUAACUUGUUAGAUGUACGUGCGAAAUACUUUCGUUCUCGAAUAGACGAUUGCGUAGCAAUUAAUUUAGACUAAAACCCAACUUUCCAUUACGUUUCCCUGCCGAUCAGUUUGAUAUCACGGAAGAUUCAACGUGAAAAGGAGAAAAACUUAACAUAUAUGAAAUCCCUCUAAUGGUCUUGUCAAAGUUAUAUUAUUUUAUAAACAAUUUUCUCAAUAAACCAUCAAGAGAGAAUUA